Aspergillus ruber CBS 135680 is the source of this 2634-nucleotide messenger RNA. RefSeq lists its product as uncharacterized. The transcript is spliced from 2 exons. Bases 330 to 2351 code for a protein of 673 amino acids. The record is from RefSeq and is a predicted model, not a curated record. Lineage: Eukaryota; Fungi; Ascomycota; Eurotiomycetes; Eurotiales; Aspergillaceae.
UAACAGUCAAAACAGUCCACUGGGCAUGGUGAAUACAAUAGGAGCUCAAUUCUAGAGCCCUAGAUUCACUUAAUAUAUUGUGUUAUAAGAAUUCUGUGUUAUCAACCCGCCGACAUGUCCCUAUGCUGAGUAUGCUCAAACAAGACCCGGAUGGCGUUGGAAUAGCUGGGUGGCACUUUAAAGGAUUUCACCUGCAACUCCAGCAGAUUCAACACCUUCGCGACCUAGCCUUACCAUGCCGAAUACCGCGUACCACGAAUAACCCACAUAGAACAAUCAAACUUGAUCGAAGAAAACGUAUAAUAAACUAGCACCCCAAUCCCCCAAAAAUGCAGACGCGCAGCCAAAAGCAGAGAAUGGCAGCUGCCGUCAACACAGACGCAUACCAACCAUUCAACGACGAGAUCUACCUAAACACGGUCGAAAACAUCCUCUCCGACGAACAUACUUACAAUAUCAGCUUUGAUGAGUACAAAUCAAGUCUUCUGGGAAUUGGCGAAGGUGGAGAAGAAAUAAAGAUGCAAGGGUUAGACGGCGCGCGCGACGACGAGUCUACAUAUGAGCUGUCUACAAAUGCAAAUACGUCGGAGAAGACAGGUAAUAAUGGUACAAGUAAUGGACGGGCGCAGUCGUCGGGGAAGAGGAAAUCGCCUUAUUUCGCGUCGGGUCGUGUUACAUGCGCAAAGGCUGCUGCGACGCAGAAAUUGAUUACAAGGGUUGUGGAGGAUCAGUGUGAGAGUGAGACUGAUUUGGGGGAGCUUGCACCUGAACCUGAACCUGAGACUACGCCUGCGCCUGCACUUGAACUCGAGCCCGAGCCCGAAGCAGAUGCUAUGAAUUUCGACAACGCUGAUCAUGACGGCGAAAUGGAAAUAGAUACUGUCCCUGUUCUUCAGAAUGACGACGUCCACGAAACCGAGUCAAACAACAAUCUACCCGUCAACGAAGCCGGUAUCCCGGAAGAUAGAAUACUAGCAUCUCUUGGAUCGGACCAGCAAUCCGAGUUGCUUGGAUUGAUAGAGUCGCAUCCUUUUAUGAAGGGACAUGGAUAUCCGGUCGGACGGUGCGCCAGGCGGCAGUUCGUGGGCGAUGUGCGUGGGAAGGCAGAUACGUUGGGAUUAAAUCAGUCUGCCGUCAACGAGCUAGUGAGGUUCAUCAGAAGGAUCUAUCUCGAGACCUGGGCGGAGGGACAUGGUGUCGACGACGAUCUUUCGGAGUUUGGAGAAGAAUUUGACGAAAAAGAUGAGGCCUUGUUCAGGAAGGAACGAAAGAGAAAGAGACGCGCCGAAAAGGACAAGGAUAAGCCAGAUAAGAGCAAGAAGGAGAAACGCUCGAGACCAGAGAACGGCACGAUACAAGUUGAAGCGGCUAAACCCGAAACCAUCAACAUUAAAGAUACAGCGAGCGUUCUGCCAAACUACGCGCCUCAAUUAAACGUGGAUGGUGAUUUUAUAGCUAUUACCCCGCCGAAAUCGCCCGAGUCUACCAAAAAGAACGCUGUCUCAAAAUAUGAGUCCAAAGAUAGUAAUAAUGCUCCUGCUUCGUCGAUCCACAGCAGCCCCAACAAGAGCAGAUAUUCUGAUUUGAGAUUAAAAGCAGAGCUGAUUCCUCUUGAUGACGAGGUCGAAAACGAACCUGAUACACGAACUGCCACCGAAACAGAUGCCCAGGAAUCUACUGCCGCACAACUAGUUCAACCAGCUCAAUCGACAGCUCUCCCCGAGAGGAUCCGUGUGAGCGGCAAACCUCAUGAAGAAAACCAUCUGGCCGACUCAGACCGAGGCCUACGGAAUCACUCAAUUUCUCUUGACGAUGACAAUAAUAAUGUGGACGAUGCUGGCAAACCGGGGGCCAGUGAGGAAGCCAUUGCUUCUCCCAAGCCACCGAAGUUGACGUCGAAAACAAAGGAGAAUGAAAGAAAGCCUCGUGAAGGCAUGCAUAACUUCAGCGAGAAAAAUACUCCUAAGCUUGAUUUCAGCAACGAAGUGGUCGCUAUUAUUGAUCCCGCAUUGUUUGAGCCGAAGACGAAAAAGACACGAGCAGAAAGGGAGAGACAAAGGGUUCCAGAUGUCAACGAGAUUCUUGCCACCACGACUCUGCCUGGAGUGAUGUCAGUGGAGGAGAAGAAAACAGAAAAGAAUCGGCGCAAGCGUCUGAAGCGAAAACAAAAAAAGCGAGAUUUGAAGAAUCAAGAGCAAUCUGAACAGCGUUCUAGGAGGCAACCUGAAGGGCCUCAACCUGAUCCUAAGGAGAAUGCUGAAAACCACCGUCUGAUUGCGGACGACCCUGAAGACGAACCAAUGGCUUAUUCGAACAUCUUGGAAGAUCCGCAUUGGGACUUGGAUUUAUAGAAACCGAGGAUUCGCGCCGUGUAAUCGCGGGCGAGGAGGUGAGAUCCAAGUAUUUUGAUACUUCACAGAAAGAGAGAUCCAUCAAAAAACCGUGCAUUUGCAACAAAGCUGAAUUCCAACCUACAGAACAAAAGAAUUCAGUACCAGAGGAAACACGUCUUCUGGAAAAGCUCGAUUUCUUUUCUGACUUUCUUUGUUCCGACUCAGAUACGUGUCUUGGUGAUGGGCCUAGCGAUGUCAGUUCUAUUGCUGGAGAUAAGGAGACCAAUUCCCAUUCAGCUGU